AUGGCCAGGUUCCAUCGCAGAAGGCUGAGAUCCCGGACUUCCUCAGACUCUCCUCGUCUCCCACACACAGUUCGCCGCAGGAUAAAGAUUCGUAUCUGUGGGGAGGAACAAGCAGGCUGUGACGAUCAGCUGGCACACUCCCGCAGACCCGUGCAGCGUGAUGACAUCAGUUCCUCUCCAGCCUCCCAUUGCAGAGGAGUUUCUCCCUUCUCAUGUCCUUUCCUCACGACUCCUCUCUCCCUUCAGAUUGUCACCUUUAGGGACUAUCUACCCAUCCUACUGGGGGAUGAGAUGCAGAAGUGGAUACCCCCAUACCAAGGCUACAGUGAAACUGUAGACCCCCGAAUUUCCAAUGUCUUCACCUUUGCUCUCCGCUUUGGCCACUUGGAGGUCCCCUCCACUGUCUCUUGCCUGGAUGAGAAUUAUCAGCCCUGGGGUUCAGAACCUGAGCUCCCUCUGCACACGCUCUUCUUCAACACCUGGAGGCUGGUCAAAGACGGUGGAAUUGACCCUCUGGUUCGAGGCCUGCUGGCCAAGAAGGCCAAGUUGGUGCGUCAGGAUAAAAUGAUGACUGGGGAACUCCGCAACAUGCUGUUCCAGCCGAAUCACACCAUCCAUGGCAGUGCUGUGGGACGCUUCGACCUGGCUGCCAUCAACAUACAGCGCAGCCGAGACCACGGACAGCCUGGGUACAACUCCUGGAGAGCUUUCUGUGGCCUGUCACAGCCAAAGACACUAGAAGAGCUGAGUGCUGUCCUGAGAAAUGAGGUACUGGCCAAGAGGCUGCUGGAUCUCUAUGGAACCCCCGACAACAUCGAUAUCUGGUUAGGGGCCAUUGCUGAACCGCUGGUCCACAGGGGUCGAGUAGGGCCUCUCCUGACCUGCCUCCUGGGACAGCAGUUUCAGCGGAUCUGAGAUGGA
Messenger RNA from Peromyscus leucopus (white-footed mouse), 921 nucleotides. RefSeq names its product lactoperoxidase-like. Gene Ontology annotation, molecular function: thiocyanate peroxidase activity; heme binding. The record is from RefSeq and is a predicted model, not a curated record. NCBI's taxonomy places the organism in Eukaryota, Metazoa, Chordata, Mammalia, Rodentia, Cricetidae. The coding region runs from base 1 to 915 and encodes 304 amino acids. The transcript has 6 exons. Gene Ontology annotation, biological process: response to oxidative stress.